CAACCAUGGGGUGCAUAAAAAGCAAAGAAGAUAAAGGUCCAGCCAUGAAAUACAGAACUGAUAAUACUCCAGAACCUGUUAUUUCCCAUGUCAGCCAUUAUGGAUCAGACUCCAGCCAAGCAACACAGUCACCAUCAAUAAAGGGAUCAGCAGUUAAUUUUAAUAGUCAUUCCAUAACUCCUUUUGGAGGGCCCUCAGGAAUGACACCCUUUGGAGGAGCAUCGUCUUCAUUUUCAGCUGUGCCAAGUCCAUAUCCUAGUACUUUAACAGGUGGUGUUACUGUAUUUGUGGCCUUAUAUGAUUAUGAAGCUAGAACUACAGAUGACCUUUCAUUUAAGAAAGGUGAACGGUUCCAGAUAAUAAAUAACACGGAAGGAGACUGGUGGGAAGCAAGAUCCAUUGCUACAGGAAAAACAGGCUACAUCCCCAGCAAUUAUGUAGCUCCUGCAGACUCCAUUCAAGCAGAAGAGUGGUAUUUUGGUAAGAUGGGUAGGAAGGAUGCAGAAAGGCUACUUUUAAAUCCUGGGAACCAGCGUGGUAUUUUCUUAGUAAGAGAGAGUGAAACCACUAAAGGUGCUUACUCCCUUUCCAUACGUGACUGGGAUGAGGUCAGAGGUGAUAAUGUGAAACACUACAAAAUCAGAAAACUUGACAAUGGUGGAUACUAUAUCACAACCAGAGCACAAUUUGAAUCUCUGCAGAAGUUGGUGAAACACUACAGAGAACAUGCCGAUGGGCUGUGUCAUAAGCUAACAACUGUGUGUCCCACUGUGAAACCACAAACACAGGGACUAGCAAAAGAUGCUUGGGAAAUUCCUAGAGAAUCCUUGAGGCUGGAGGUUAAGUUAGGCCAAGGAUGUUUUGGUGAAGUAUGGAUGGGAACAUGGAAUGGAACCACAAAAGUAGCAAUCAAGACACUAAAACCUGGUACAAUGAUGCCAGAAGCUUUCCUGCAGGAGGCUCAGAUCAUGAAGAAAUUACGACAUGACAAACUUGUUCCACUCUAUGCUGUUGUUUCUGAGGAACCAAUCUACAUCGUCACUGAAUUCAUGACAAAAGGCAGCUUGCUAGACUUCCUUAAAGAAGGAGAAGGGAAAUACUUAAAACUUCCACAGCUGGUUGACAUGGCUGCUCAGAUUGCUGAUGGCAUGGCUUACAUUGAAAGAAUGAACUACAUCCACAGGGAUCUCCGGGCAGCUAACAUUCUUGUAGGAGACAAUCUUGUGUGUAAAAUAGCAGACUUUGGUUUAGCAAGGUUAAUAGAGGACAAUGAGUACACUGCAAGACAAGGAGCUAAAUUUCCAAUUAAAUGGACUGCUCCAGAAGCAGCAUUGUAUGGUCGGUUUACCAUCAAGUCCGAUGUGUGGUCAUUUGGAAUUUUACUGACAGAGCUGGUAACAAAGGGGAGAGUGCCAUACCCAGGGAUGGUGAAUCGGGAAGUUCUGGAACAAGUGGAACGUGGAUAUAGGAUGCCUUGCCCGCAAGGCUGCCCAGAGUCUCUCCAUGAGUUAAUGAAACUGUGUUGGAAGAAGGACCCUGAUGAGAGACCAACAUUUGAAUAUAUACAGUCUUUCUUGGAGGACUACUUUACUGCUACAGAACCACAGUACCAGCCUGGAGACAAUUUAUAAGCCAACAGUCUAUAUAACAUGCACAAAUCUGCCAAAUGUAAAAGACUUGCAAAGAAUUCCUGACGUCUGUAAGGAAUCAAAGGAAAGAAAAUCUUC
Tauraco erythrolophus (red-crested turaco) is the source of this 1727-nucleotide messenger RNA. Lineage: Eukaryota; Metazoa; Chordata; Aves; Musophagiformes; Musophagidae. The record is from RefSeq and is a predicted model, not a curated record.